AUGAUGUUACAUUACAGAAGGUCUCGGAUUGUUUUAUUAGCAUCUUUGCUUGCGACCACAAUUUGGCUUGGGUAUCUUCUUUGGAAUCUGCAUUCACAACCAAUAGAAAAUCCGGAAAACUUCACUAGACGAAUAAGACCCGUAGCUUUUGCUCCAAAUCAAUUUGACACCAAAGCAGAAGAAAUUCGAAGACUUAAGGACGUGCGAGGUGUCGAAAUCAGAACUCUUGAGGGCUUCAAUAAUAUAGAGCUACCUUCUACAUUUCCAGAUUAUCAACCAUUUGAUGCAAGGUUUACAUUUGCCAUAUUAUUGCAUUAUCUAGAAAAAUAUGAGCAUGACGAACUACCUGGUUUCCAUUGGGCAGAUUUUACAAGUAUGGAACCAUUGGAAAAGUAUCUUUUCAGUGUGAAGAUGUCUUGUUCUGAUUUUGAUAUUAGAACACAUAAUGCAUCAAGGGAUACUAAGGAAGACAGGAGGAAUCCAAACAGAUACUGCAUUGAUGAUACGAAUAUACCAAAAUUACUUGAAACUUCAAAAGAUGAGGAAUUAGUUAAAAGUUUGAAAUAUAUUCAACAACAAAAGUAUUCGACUGGAUUUCAUAUGUUUACGAAUUGUGGCAGACAGUCCUUCGAGUUCCGUUCUAUAAUAGGUAGAUCUUAUUUAUAUGAGUUUAUGCCACCACCACAAUCAUUAAUUCUUUUGUUCCCUGAAUUUAAGGCAUUCCAAAUUGAUAUAAACCAAGACAAAAAAUUGAAAUUGAUUCAAUAUGCCGAUGUAAUAGAAAGAUCCAUAAAUGUUAAGGAUCAACUCACUAAGUUUAUGAAGACUUUACCCAUUAAAGCGAACCCAAUUCCUUACAGUAUUGAAUUGAAUCAUGAAGAAUUUAUAGAUAAAUCGCCAGAAAUAAUGCAGACUUUAAAUGAUUCAGAAGAGCCACUAUCAGAGAGGGAUCAAGCGUAUUUAGAAGGAUUGAAGUAUUCUUCCGCAAUCAAAUGGCCCAGCAAGUAUUUCUCUGAAGCGCUUAUACUCAAAUCACAAAGGGGAUUUUCGGCCGGUCUGCAUUAUGAUUGGAGAUUUUACAAUGGAAAUGUAGUCAAUUCUCCCAAGAAUGAUAUGUCUAUCCAUGGAUUAUUAAAGGCGAUGUUUAAGCUAGCAAAUGCAUAUGAUAUCAAAUGUUGGAUUGCACAUGGAUCAUUGCUAUCCUGGUACUGGGAUGGUAUGAAAUUCCCAUGGGAUAGCGAUGUUGAUAUUACAAUGCCAAUUGACGAGUUGCAUAAGUUGGCCAGACUAUUUAACCAAAGUCUCAUAGUUGAUUUUGGUAAUGAUAUUGAUCUGCAAAUUCGUUAUGGUAGAUACUUUUUUGAUUCUUCAACGUUUAUUAGCAGAAGAACCAUGGAGAAUGGAAGAAAUGUUAUUGAUGCAAGAUUAAUUGACAUAGAUACCGGUAUUUAUAUUGAUAUAACGGGAUUAGCAAUAACCACAGCUAAAGCUCCCGAACGUUAUGAUUUUUUGCUAAAAUCAACUAAAUAUGAACGUGACUCCGAAAGAAAUCUUAAAGAUAAGUCAGUUGCUGAAAAUGAUACCAAUACAUUCUUACAAGCUUAUAAUUGCAAAAAUCACCAAUUCUUCAGGCUAAAAGAAUUAAGCCCAUUGAUGCUAUCUUUAUUUGAUGGAGAAUUCACAUAUGUCCCAAACCAAAUAUCUAGAAUUCUAAUGAAUAAAUUCUCUCCGAAAUCAAUUAUUAAUACACAAUACAAAGACUAUACAUAUGUCCCAAUAUUACGACUUUGGUUGAAAACAGAAGUACUUUAUGAUUUCUUAGCUGCCACUACAAAACGAACCAAGAAGGCGAUGAAAGAUAAAAAGGUUGUUCCAGAAUUAAAUGAAGAGCAGUGCUUGGAGCUAUUGAAAAGAAAAAAGGAUAUAUUAGUGGAAUAUUUAAGAACUAGAAGAUUGACAGCAUUCCAUGAUGAAGAAGUGAGGAUGAUCUUACAGGAUGAAUCUACUGAGUCAUUGAAUUACGAAGAUGGCACUUUGAUAGAUAAUACCGCAGUCUUUAGACCCGAUAUGUUUACAUCGACUAAUAGAAUCACCUAUGACAAGGCUUGGAAGCGAGUGAAUAAGCUACUCAAGGAAUAUGAAAAGAAAGGGAAAAAGGCGGUGAAAGUCAUUCUUGGACCGGACGUCAUCCCAGGAGCCAAAGCAAACGGCAACGAAAAGAAUACGAAACCUGGAUCACCAAAGGUAAGUACGGAUAAGGAUAAAGCCGCAAGUGCCAACAUAGCUAACCAACAACCAACAAAAGAGCACCAACAACCAAUAAAGAUUGAUGGCAAUCUUGAAAAUAACAAAGCAAACGAAGCUCGUCAGAACAUAGAAGAGAAGAGGAACGUUCGAGCUCCUCACCCACCCGCAAACCCUGCAGCAAAAAUGCAACAGCCUAUAGGUCUCAAGCAAGAGAGAACCAAAACUGAUGCAGCGAGUAAAAGCGAUCUAGACAAUAAAGCCAUCGAAGCCGGUAACCAAAUAGGAGAGAAGACAAAGUCCAGGGUCCAUCCAAGUUCUGGUCCACGAGUUAAACAACCAGUAAAAGCUGGCCAGCGGCCAAUGAAGUUCGAUCCAGACAUGAAAAAUGCAAAGAGAGCCUUUGAAGGUCUUCAGCGUAUGGAACAUAGGACAAACCCUCGCUUCCCUGGAAUUCCACGAGUACCCCUUCCACCCCCUACUGAGGAAGAACUAAGGAAGCGUCGUAUUGAUAGAGACGAGCAAAUAAUGAAAGCAAAUAGUGCAUAUGCUCAGCGUCGGAAGGAAGACUCUGUUAAUCCUUUUGAACGUGCUAAACAAGUAAAUCAACAAAAGAAGCUAGACAAGUUCGAAGACAAAGAUGCAAAGAGUGGAGAACAAAAGGUGAGAUUAGUGGCACCCAAAGCUGAGGCGCGUCAUUCUGGAAAGGUCGUAUCACUGAGCUAG
This is a messenger RNA of Hemisphaericaspora subhashii, 2970 nucleotides long. RefSeq lists its product as uncharacterized. Lineage: Eukaryota; Fungi; Ascomycota; Pichiomycetes; Serinales; Debaryomycetaceae. The record is from RefSeq and is a predicted model, not a curated record. Bases 1 to 2970 code for a protein of 989 amino acids. The transcript has a single exon.